Vespa velutina is the source of this 735-nucleotide messenger RNA. RefSeq lists its product as uncharacterized. The coding region runs from base 1 to 735 and encodes 244 amino acids. The record is from RefSeq and is a predicted model, not a curated record. The transcript has 3 exons. Lineage: Eukaryota; Metazoa; Arthropoda; Insecta; Hymenoptera; Vespidae.
AUGCCUUCAAAGGUCUUUGGCCCCUACUGCUGGAAUCUCAUGUUCUACCAGCUCCCUAGGAUACUCGAGGAAUUCUCAAAAGUCAAUGCGACCGCGUACGCGGACGAUUUACCUGUUAUCGUAGAUGGAGACUCGAGAAAGGAACUUGAGGAGAAAGGGAAUCACGUGGUAAUAUUCAUUGACGAAACUAUCUCCGAGCGUAAGAAGAAAGCAAUCGUUCUUAAGAGCGAUUGGGUGAAAAGGAAAACCAUCGCCUUCACGAUAAAUGAAAAGGAUAAUGUUGAUGAAUUUUAUCUCGAUGAUCUGUCAGAUUGUCUUGAUAGCUCUUCAGCAAGUGAAACUGAUAGCAAAAGUGAUAGCAGUGAUGUAAUUAUUCGAAAAUAUCAUUAUCAAGUCAUAGAAAAAUAUAGAAUUAUACCAAAAACGAAAAAAUGGACAGACAUCACAGUAUCUGAAGUGAAGAAAUUCUUGGGCCUAAUAGUUCUAAUGGGACAAGUAAAAAAGGACGUUCUCUACGACUAUUGGUUCACGGAUGCAACUGUAGAAACAACAUUCUUCUCGAAAGUAAUGAGCAGAAACAGAUUUUUACAAAUAAUGCAGAGUUGGCAUUUUUGUAACAAUUACAGCAUUUCUCCAAAUUCGCAUAGACUUGCGAAAGUCCAGCCUGUCAUCGAUUAUUUAAAGCAAAAAUUUAACGAUAUGUAUAAACCAUACCAACAAUUGUCUCUGGAUUAG